AUGGCGCUAAAUAUAACGCGAACCUGGGCAGCAGCUGGCGUUUUCCCUCCCUUUAGUUUACAAUGGAUUUUGGAUAAACAAGAUCUGUUGAAGGAACGCCAGAAGGACUUGAAAUUUCUGACUGAAGAAGAAUAUUGGAAACUACAGAUAUUUUUUACUAAUGUUAUCCAGGCUUUAGGUGAACAUCUUAAAUUAAGACAACAAGUUAUUGCCACUGCUACAGUCUACUUCAAGAGAUUCUAUGCCAGAUAUUCCCUAAAAAGUAUAGAUCCAGUAUUAAUGGCUCCUACGUGUGUGUUUUUGGCAUCCAAAGUAGAGGAAUUUGGUGUUGUUUCAAAUACAAGGUUGAUUUCUGCUGCUACAUCUGUAUUGAAAACUAGGUUUUCGUAUGCCUUUCCGAAGGAGUUUCCUUAUAGGAUGAACCAUAUACUAGAAUGUGAAUUCUAUCUCUUAGAAUUAAUGAAUGAUGUCCACGCAGGUCUAACAUUUACAUUUUCAGCAGAAUGCCGUCAUUACUGUGCUGUCAUCUAG
Tauraco erythrolophus (red-crested turaco) is the source of this 531-nucleotide messenger RNA. Lineage: Eukaryota; Metazoa; Chordata; Aves; Musophagiformes; Musophagidae. The record is from RefSeq and is a predicted model, not a curated record.